Molecule: messenger RNA, 2493 nt
Organism: Struthio camelus australis
Lineage: Eukaryota; Metazoa; Chordata; Aves; Struthioniformes; Struthionidae
Gene: ANXA11
Product: annexin A11
Biological process (GO): cytokinetic process; phagocytosis
Cellular component (GO): cytoplasm
Molecular function (GO): calcium ion binding; calcium-dependent phospholipid binding
Source: RefSeq, a predicted model, not a curated record
UGCAAAACCCUUGCAAUGCACCUGCUAAGACUGGUACCAGUCUGCAAGUAGUGACCUGAUCCUUUCCCAUUUAGUUAGUGUGAUGUCCCAAGAAGUGCUUUGCCACAGCUGGAGGCUGCUGCAGCCAGAGGCACAGUUUGACAAGGUGCUGACCCCCAUCAUUAUGGAGAACCUUGGCUUUUUUUCUACCAAUGGGAGGAAAUCUCUGCUCAGCUGCUGAACUGAUUUGAACUCUCUAUGAUAUCGCUGGGACAGAUUGCCUCUGAGUUGCUGCACUUUCCAUUUCCUGGAGACAAAAAAAAGAAAGAUCUUUGCAAUGAGUUACCCUGGUUAUCCCCCAGCAGGUGGAUAUCCGCCAGCAGCCCCAGGUAGCAAUCCUUGGGGUGGUGCUGUUUAUCCACCUUCAAAUCCACCUCCGAUUGGUCUAGAAAACGUGGCUGGCUAUGCCAAUCAAUUCAAUCCAAGCUACAUGGCCGGGAUGGCUUCCAGUAUGGCAGGGACCUUUGGAGGGACAAACGUACCACAAGGCAUAUAUCCUUCAACACCUGGGGGUUAUCCCCCAAUCCCUCCCGGUGGCUUUGGGCAACCUCCAUCAGGACAGCAGCCCUCUUAUGGGGUGUACCCUCCACCUGGAGGAAAUCCACCAUCAGGAAUGCCGGGCCAGCCCAUGCCACCUUCAGGUCAGCAGCCUGUGAGCUAUCCAGGGCAACCGCCCGCAACUUAUCCAGGGCAGCAGCCCAUGCCAUCACCUGGACAGCAGCCAAUGCCAAGUUAUCCCGCAGGCCCAACUGUGAAUCCGUCUAUGCCCUCUUACUCGGGCUCUGCAGUGCCUGCAGUCACUCCUGGAGCAUAUGGAAACCGAGGUACAAUCACUGAUGCACCAGGAUUUGAUCCUCUGAAGGAUGCGGAAGUCUUGAGGAAGGCAAUGAAGGGGUUUGGAACUGAUGAGCAGGCGAUUAUAGAUUGUCUCGGAAGUCGUUCAAACAAACAACGACAGCAGAUCAUCUUGUCCUUCAAAACAGCUUAUGGAAAGGAUUUGAUCAAGGAUCUCAAGUCUGAGCUAUCGGGUAACUUUGAGAAGACAAUCUUGGCAAUGAUGAAGACACCUGUCCUGUUUGAUGCUUAUGAAAUCAAGGAAGCUAUAAAGGGUGUUGGCACAGAUGAGAAUUGCCUCAUUGAAAUUCUAGCUUCUCGCAGUAACGAGCAUAUUCAGGAACUCAACAGGGUCUAUAAAGCAGAAUUUAAGAAAACUCUGGAGGACGCAGUCAAAAGUGACACAUCUGGACAUUUUCAGAGGCUUUUAGUUUCACUUUCUCAGGGAAACAGAGAUGAAAGUACAACUGUUGACAUGUCUGUUGUCCAAAGAGAUGUGCAGGAGUUAUAUGCAGCCGGAGAGAGCCGUCUAGGGACUGAUGAGUCCAAAUUCAAUGCCAUUCUGUGUGCAAGAAGCAGGGCCCACCUCAGAGCAGUUUUCAGUGAAUACCAGAGGAUGUGUAACCGGGACAUUGAGAAAAGCAUAUGUCGUGAAAUGUCUGGAGACCUGGAAAGGGGCAUGCUGGCAGUAGUUAAGUGUCUCAAGAACACACCAGCUUUUUUUGCUGAAAGAUUGCACAACGCUAUGAAGGGAGCAGGAACAAAAGACAGAACUCUGAUUCGAAUCAUGGUGUCACGCAGUGAGGUUGACCUGCUGGACAUACGCACAGAAUACAAGCGGAUGUAUGGCAACUCCCUCUAUGCAGAUAUCACUGGUGAUACUUCAGGAGACUACCGGAAAAUCCUACUCAAGUUGUGUGGUGGGAAUGACUAACUGGAGCAUUGAGGGUUUUUCUGAUUUUGUUUGUUUUUAAAGCUGCUAUUUUCAUGUUUUUGCUUUAAAGUAUCCUUUUCCCUCCCCAAAAGUAGACCUAUAAAGAACUGUUUUUCCUAAAGCUAUUGCAUUUCUAAAGUUCAUUUUCCACAUCGCUUCCCUUCCACUCAAAAAUAUCAUGUAAUAAAUACCAAAGGAAAAAAAUGAAGCUUAUGUACCAUCUGUUCAAGAUUUUUUUUUAAGCACUCUAAUCAAUGAAUAACAAGUCAUUCUGCUUAUGAUAUUAUGCUGAAUUAAUACGUAUUCUGGAGCAAAAAUCAUAGUUGUAUGAUUUAAGGUUUUAUUUUGUAUUAACAUUAUGUGCCAUUUUAAUGCCAGUUUUAUAUAUGUGCACAAUGGUAGUUUUAUGCUAGUCUGCUCCCUGAUAGGUGGAGAGAACAGGCUCAAGUUUGUUUGGGGUCUAGUUAAGACUGUUUUAAAGGGGUUUUGUCAAGUUCUAUUUUGUUUGCUUGUUUGUCUAUUUUUAAGGAAGAUGUAUUCUACAUUUCAUUCUCACUAGGGCAACUGUCAUAAGGCAGUUGCCCUGACAAUAGUAAAGAUUCUCUAGUUAAUGUUUUAAGGUUUUGGAUUGUGCCUUAAAUGUAUGUAUCUAAAAGAUUACAAAAUUAAAGCUGUCUAUCUUCUAA